AUGCCCCUCAGAGUCUCACAAGAGUACUUUGACACUGACACCCACCCACUCUGCAUCAUCACCACCACCACUAAUCAAACCAUUCAUGUCUCUCUGCCUCAUCCAACCACCACUGCCACCACCAACACCAUCACCACCAUUAUAACAACGACGACGACGUUCGCUAUGAUUAACACGCCCACACCUCCACCUACUUCGCACACACAACUAUCUCUUUCUCUCUCUCUAUCUCUAUCUCUCUCGCACUUUCCCUUUUCUUUUCUUUUUAAUUUUCGACUAUCUUUCUUUUUCUCUUUUUACUUACACUGUUUCAUUUUUAUAACUUCGACUUCUCACACUAUCUCUCUCUGUCUCUCUCUCUCUUUGACAACUUCUCUCUCUCUCUCUCUCUCUCUCACUCUCACUCACUCACUCUCACUGACAAUUUUUUCAUCUGUUUUUUACUUUUUCUUUUUCCUUCCUUUCAUCUCGUUACCGUUUCACUUUUUAUAUCUUCUCACUCUUUUCUUAUUUCUCUACCUCUCUACCUCUCUCCAGAUUUAUUACCUCGCUUUAUUCCAUGCUGUCUCCUUCUCUCUUCAUUUUCUUUCUAGCUUUCUUUUUUUGCGCUCUCUCUCUCUCUCUCUUUCUUUCUCUCUCUCUCUUAACUAA
This is a messenger RNA of Acanthosepion pharaonis, 651 nucleotides long. The record is from the annotation of a GenBank genome assembly. Lineage: Eukaryota; Metazoa; Mollusca; Cephalopoda; Sepiida; Sepiidae.